Molecule: messenger RNA, 2220 nt
Organism: Thalassophryne amazonica
Lineage: Eukaryota; Metazoa; Chordata; Actinopteri; Batrachoidiformes; Batrachoididae
Product: membrane-associated guanylate kinase, WW and PDZ domain-containing protein 2-like
Exons: 9
Coding region: 103-2160 (685 amino acids)
Biological process (GO): receptor clustering; signal transduction
Cellular component (GO): dendrite; cytoplasm
Molecular function (GO): beta-1 adrenergic receptor binding; SMAD binding; type II activin receptor binding
Source: RefSeq, a predicted model, not a curated record
ACCUCAUCUCACACGCUUCACACCACCAUACCUUCUGUGCUAACUGCAGCACAGGAGAUGGAAAAGAGCAGCUUAAUGAAGUUACCAGUCUAGAUAAUAAUUAUGCGACUGCACUGUUUCCCUUUGUCGCCUUCUUCUGCUUCAUCUACGCUGCUAAUAUUGAUUGUUUUUGAACAGAUUGUUAUUGGCGCUAUAAUCGAGAACACCCCCGCGGAGCGUGAUGGGCGGCUUCAACCUGGGGAUGAGCUCAUUUCUGUGGAUAAGAAUGUGGUUGCUGGGAAACCGCACAAAUACGUAAUUGACUUGAUGCACGCGGCUGCUCGCAAUGGUCAAGUCAGCUUGACAGUGAGAAGAAGAGUGCAAAUGCCCGGUGAGCCAUGCCCUGUAAAUGGCCGCAGCCCUGGCUCAGUGUCCACGCAGCACAGCUCUCCACGGAGUGAUGCAGCCUCGGCUUCAGGUCCUGCGGUCGCCCCCGGCCCCACCGUCACAUCUCCUCAAGAGGGAUCCGCUCUACAAACCAGUGACGUCGUCAUUCACCGCAAGGCGAACGAAGGCUUCGGCUUCGUCAUCAUCAGCUCGUUGAACAGACCAGAGAACGCAGCCAUCAUCACUGUGCCCCAUAAAAUAGGACGAAUAAUCGAGGGCAGCCCUGCAGACCGCUGUGGGAAGCUGAAGGUGGGAGACCGGAUCUUGGCAGUAAACGGACAGUCAAUCAUCAGUAUGCCCCAUGCAGACAUUGUCAAGCUCAUUAAAGAUGCUGGGCUGACCGUCACACUGCACAUCAUACCAGAGGAGAGUACACACUCUGGGCCCAGCUCGGAGAAGCAGAGCCCUAUGACUCAGAAACACAGCCCUCACACCCAGCCCAGCCCUGUAGCUCAAACCAACCAAGGAGGUGCUCAACCUGGCCAAACAGCUCCUCAGCCCGGCCAGACGGUUAAUCAGACGGGGCAAGCUUCCGCUCAGCCCGGACAGACACCAGUGCAGACAAGCCAAACAGCGGCAGGAACUCCUGCACCACCAGCCUCCCAACCGGCACCGGGUGGGACCCAGCAGAGCCCAGGCACGCAACCCUCGGGCCUUCCUCCGCACCUCUACCUCCAUGAUGGCAGGUCAGAGGUGAAAGCCAGACAAGAUGUCAAACCAGACUUCCGCCAUCCUCCAUUCACCGACUACCGGCAGCCUCCAGUAGAUUACCGUCAUCCACCGGUAACUGAUUAUCGACAGCCUCCGACGCUGGACUACCGACACCCACCUGGUCUGCUGGACUUCAGACAGCACCCUGCAGCUCCACAGUUUCCUCUGGGGAUCCCUGCAGACUUCAGACCGCAGGACUUUGAUUACUUCACAGUGGAGCUGGAGAAAAGUGCAAAGGGUUUUGGUUUCAGUAUCCGUGGUGGACGGGAAUAUAAGAUGGACCUAUUUGUCCUCCGCCUUGCUGAAGAUGGUCCUGCCAUACGUAAUGGAAGAAUGAGGGUAGGGGAUCAGAUCAUAGAGAUUAAUGGGGACAGCACUCGGGACAUGACUCAUGCCCGUGCCAUUGAACUCAUCAAGGCAGGAGGCAGGCGGGUCAGGCUGCUGCUAAAACGAGGCACAGGACAGGUGCCAGAAUAUGACUGUGCCCCCUCCUGGGAUUCCCUUCCUGCAACCCACUCUGCCCUGCAGGAAGUGACCGUCGACCUGCAUCUGAAUCCAUCGCUCUCAUUCCAUCCACUCUCAGCCCCAGCCUCCCCUCAUCCGCUCCCUCUAGAGGCCGCAGUGUGCAUGGCAGACAAAGCUCCACAGCUGACAGACCACAGCUCCAGCAGAGGGGCAACAGGUGGCAGGUCCACCCAGCAGAAGUGCAUCAGGGGGCAGGGAAUCCCUCCGGUGUCUGGAGAGGUGGACUAUGGAUCAGGCGGCAGACAUCCUCUGGUUUUGCCUCCCAAAACUGUCCUGGGGAGAUCCACAGAAAUAAGAGAGAGGCAGAGAGAGACUUGCUCCCCCUGCAGUGACAGAAAGGACCUGCACACACAGCCAAUGAGCACAGUUUGGCCUUGGGACCCAUACAUGAAUAUAAAUUUGAAUGGUGCUUCUCUCAGCAUUGGGGACCAUGCAGAGGGGACAUGUCAACCUCCAGCAGAGGCUGGUGUCCAGAGGUCUGCUCUUGAAAGAGGAUGAGGGGGCCAGGGGCCACACCGGGCUCUGCUGCUCCUCGAAAACCAUUGAAGAUCCAACCAC